Molecule: messenger RNA, 1596 nt
Organism: Naegleria lovaniensis
Lineage: Eukaryota; Heterolobosea; Eutetramitea; Acrasida; Naegleriidae
Exons: 1
Coding region: 1-1596 (531 amino acids)
Molecular function (GO): oxidoreductase activity
Source: RefSeq, a predicted model, not a curated record
AUGCUUCGUCGUCAUUUUGCUCGUUCCUAUGCAUCAUCAUCAUUAUCUUCCUAUUGUCUGUCUGCAUCAAAGAAUCACAAGUGUCAUCCAAUCAAAAAACACAUACUAACUUCCUCGUAUGAAACAGGACACAAUGCAUUUUUCAACAGCAACACAAGAAACUUGAGUGUUUGUGUGGUUGGAAGCGGCCCAGCUGGUUUUUAUACGGCCAAACAGUUGUUGGGAAAGGAGUGUCAGUCAAUUUUCGGGAAUGAGCCAGUAAACAUCACAAUUAUUGAACGAUUGCCAACACCCUAUGGUUUGGUGAGAUAUGGUGUUGCUCCAGAUCAUCCUGAAGUCAAGAAUGUUCAAAACGAUUUUGAUCAAGUGGCUUCCGAUCCACGAGUUCAAUUUAUUGGAAAUGUGUCACUCGGAAAAGAUGUCAGGCUGAAAGAGUUGCAAGAAUUAUUCGAUGUGGUCGUUCUAUCGUACGGAGCAGAAAGUGAAAGAACUCUUGGCAUCAAGGGUGAAGAUUUGCAAGGGGUUGAAAGUGCUAGAGAAUUUGUCGCGUGGUACAAUGGUUUGCCAUCUCACACCAAAGAGCAUACGGCUGAAAAAUUCAAAAACCUUGUACAAAGUUCAAAGAAUGCAGUCAUUAUUGGCCAAGGUAAUGUCGCACUCGAUGUGGCGAGAAUAUUGGCGCGACCUGUGUCAACACUCAAACCCUAUGAUGUCACCUCUCAAGCAAUGCAUGUGUUGGAGAAUUUUAAUAGCAAUUUGAAGCAUAUUUUAGUGGUAGGAAGAAGAGGACCUGUUCAAAUAGCAGCCACCACAAAAGAAUUGAGAGAAUUGAUCAAACUUAAUUGCCUCUAUGCAGAUCCUACACAAAUACAAGACGAGUAUUUGGAUGAAAUCUCUAAGGAGCAAUUGCAUAAGGAAGGACGAGUUAAACAACGUUUGAUACAACUAUUACAAACAGCAGUGGUAAAACCAAGCUUACCUGAUAACACAAAAUUGGUCGAGCUUGUGUUUUUCAGAAGUCCUGUGGAAUUUUUACCGAAAAAGGAUGAUCCAUCUCGCAUUGGAUCUAUUAAAUUCGAAAUUACCAAGCUAGAGAAAGAUCCUAAUGGAGAUCUUGAACCAAAGGCUGUUGGAACUGGUAUUUUCGAAGAAAUUGAAUGUGAUUUAGUGUUCAAGAGCAUUGGAUACAAGAGUGUGAACGUCGAUCCUGAAAUUCCAUUCGAUCUCAAAAAAGGAGUUGUUGUCAAUGAGCAUGGUAGAGUUGUGAACCCUCAAACCAAGCAUUCCAUUGGUGGAGUAUAUGUUUGUGGUUGGCUGAAACGUGGUCCCUCUGGUGUUAUUUUGUCCAAUAUUUAUGAUGCUGAGGAGACUGUUGAGAGUAUAACGAAUGACUUUUCUUCAGGAGCCCUGUCUCGCUCCAAAAAUGAUGCUCAUACAAAGCUUGUAUCCAAGCUCCAAGAAAAGAACAUUUCAUAUGUUAAUUUUGGUCAAUACAAGAAAUUGGAACAGUUCGAAGUGAAUGAAGGUCAAAAGAUGGGAAAAAUUAGAGAAAAGGUUUUACAUGUACCUGAAAUGCUUAAUAUUUGUUUCAAGUAA